CUUGGUAGCUUGAAAUCGCCGCGUCCGUAUCCACCAGACGCGAAAGGGAGUCUAGGAUCGCAUUGCAUUGAUACUUUUCCACAAUUACGAAGGUGACAUAACAGCUCGGCCCUUCUCACGCUUGCCCCAGAAGCCUUGAGUAGACCAAAAACACCUACCAAAGUCAUCGACAACAAAGACAUCGUAUCCGAUAUCAAACUUUUCAGUAUACGACACCAUGGCUAUCAAAGAGAUUCAGCCCAAUGUCGCCGAGUUCAAGGACCAGUAUCACUCGCAACAGACGCCGGUCCGCAUCAUCCAUGUCGGCGCAGGAGCAGCUGGACUUCUUACUGCCUUCAAGGCACAGAAAACGUUGCGGAACUUCUCGCUUGUAUGCUACGAGAAGAAUGCCGGCAUAGGCGGUACUUGGUAUGAGAACCGCUACCCUGGUUGCGGCUGCGACGUGCCCGCGCAUUCCUACACCUUCUCCUUCGAGCCCAACCCAGACUGGUCAGGCUUCUACGUUCCAGCACCGGAGAUCCUUGCCUACAUGGAAGCCUUCGCGGACAAGUACGGCCUGCGACAAUUCAUCCAGCUGGAUACGACCGUAUUGGGCGCCGAGUGGGACGACGCCACCGGAGAAUGGGUGGUCGAGCUGAAACGCCGGGAUGGCACCCAGUUUACGGAUCGAUGCAACGUUCUCAUCAACGGCUCUGGUCCUCUGAACAAGUGGAAAAUGCCGGAUAUUCCUGGACUAGAGACCUACAAGGGACAAAUCUGCCACUCGUCCAACUGGGAUCCGGCAUUCGACUGGAAAGACAAGCGUGUAGCAGUCAUUGGUUCUGGAGCCAGUGGCGUACAGGUGACGCCGCAACUCGCCAACGGCUCCAAGUCCCUCACCUUGUUUGCUCGUUCGAUCCAGUGGCUCACGCCGCCCUUGGGACUGCAAGACAUACCCGUGCCGGGCGUGGAGGCCGACAAGACCCAGACCCCCGGUCCGCUGGGCAAGCAUCUGUAUACCGAUGCGGAGCGGGCGGCGCUCAAGGGGGACCCCGCUGGGCUGCUCGAGUACAGGAAGAAGGUGGACCAAGAACUGCAGCGCUGGUUCGGCGUCUUCCUGCGCGACAGCGUCGUGUCCAAGGCGGCCACGGAGGCCAUGGCCGAGGGCAUCCGGGCACGUUUUGGACCCGAGCGCCGCGAGCUGGCGGACUCCUUCAUCCCCGAGUUUGGGCCUGGCUGUCGUCGCAACACGCCCGCCGAGGGCUUUAUUGAGGCCCUCCUCCGUGAUAAUGUUACGACUGUCCGCGACCCUAUUGCACGGUUCACAGAAUCUGGCCUGACGACGAAUGAUGGACAUGAAUACGAAUUUGACAUGAUCAUAUGCUGUACCGGUUUUGAUGUUGCGUACACACCCCACUUCCCGGUCGAGGGUCUAGGGGGAGUCAAAAUGCAACAAGCAUGGGCCGAGAAGCCGCGCGUGUAUUUGACUGUGGCCACCCCGAGUUUCCCCAACUUCUUCCACGUUGGCGGGCCGACAGGAAACUGGGGUUCUGGCUGCGUGUUGGCAUCUCACGAGGUACAGGUCGAUUACGCCAUCCAGGCCUGCCUCAAGAUCUCAGCCGAGCGCCUCCACUCGGUUACCCCCAAGCCCGGGCCGACGGACGCGUACAUGGCUUACAACGCGGCAUGGCACCGGGCGUUCAGCCACUGGGCGGACGAGUGCCGGUCGUGGUAUAAGAACGGCGGGCGGCCGGACGGCGAGGUGAUGCUCUGGUGCGGCAGCAUGCUCCACAUGAUGAAGACCCUCCAGGCGCCGCGCUGGGAGGACUAUGAGAUACGGUACCGCGAGGCCAACAUGUGGGCCUUCCUCGGCGGCUGGGGCCGGACUGAGCUCGAGGUCAAGGCGGAGGCUGGGGCCGCGGUCGAUCUCAGCCCGUUUGUGAGGCAGGGUGACGAGCCGUACCUGAUUGAGUGAGGUUCAACAUCGGCAAUCGCUUCAUAUAGAUGUAGCUAUCUUCCGCUACCAGUGUCUAUAUCAAUUGAACGUGUUUGGAAUUA
Molecule: messenger RNA, 2037 nt
Organism: Diaporthe batatas
Lineage: Eukaryota; Fungi; Ascomycota; Sordariomycetes; Diaporthales; Diaporthaceae
Exons: 8
Coding region: 218-1954 (578 amino acids)
Molecular function (GO): flavin adenine dinucleotide binding; N,N-dimethylaniline monooxygenase activity; NADP binding
Source: RefSeq, a predicted model, not a curated record